Messenger RNA from Candidozyma pseudohaemuli, 2637 nucleotides. It is a transcript of the gene PIKA, whose product is annotated as 1-phosphatidylinositol 4-kinase. Gene Ontology annotation, biological process: phosphatidylinositol phosphate biosynthetic process; phosphatidylinositol-mediated signaling. Gene Ontology annotation, molecular function: 1-phosphatidylinositol 4-kinase activity. The coding region runs from base 1 to 2637 and encodes 878 amino acids. Gene Ontology annotation, cellular component: cytoplasm; membrane. The transcript has a single exon. NCBI's taxonomy places the organism in Eukaryota, Fungi, Ascomycota, Pichiomycetes, Serinales, Metschnikowiaceae. The record is from RefSeq and is a predicted model, not a curated record.
AUGGCACUCAGAGACUUCAUCCUUCAUCAGAGCUCGAAAUAUCCGCAUUUUUGUUUGAUAGCCUUCUGGAACUUGCAAGCCUAUGUCUUUGAAUUAAAGAAUGAACCUGACUCAUAUUCGUUUCACGUCGUUCGCCACUUUGUGAACAGUCUUCAGAGCAUCAUGUUCAAUCAGACUCAAUUUACUGACGACGCAAUUCGUGAAAAUCUUCAGCCAGCGUUGGUUAUGUGUGCAUCGAUCAUUUCAAGUAUCGCCAUGCCUCAGGUACACAAUUAUGUCAGGCCAUUGAUUGUCUCACAAGGAAAACAAGAGAAGUCGCUACUCUUUCGCUUGGCAAACUUUCAUAAGUCACUUACGAGGAACCUUACCUUGAAAAAUAGGGGAAGUUCAGGCAACACUGGGGGUGGUCGCACGGAGGAUUCGGGUGAUGAACAGGAAGACGUUUCGAGGGCUAAAAACAGAUUCUCGGAAUCAAUGGUGGUAACUGAGAGGCGCUUAUCGAGAGCAUCGUCCGUUCUGAGCUACGAUUUGGAUCGUGACUACAAUAGUGACUAUUCCCAUGAUCAUGCUACCACGAAACCCACAAACUUGAAGAAAAAACCGCUACUUUUACGAAAAAGUACUGAAGAAGCAUUCAUACACGGCCGUCUCAAAGAAGAACUAUUGCAUUUAGAGGAAGAGAAGCUCACCUCCCAUUCAAUGCCCGAAUUGAUAAGAAAUUCAAGAGAAUCGUCCUUUGACGUGUUAACGCCUACACUUUCCAACUCAUCGACGGGGUCGUUAGCAUCUGAAAGACGCUUUAAUGAGGGCACUCUUAGAGCAAACCUCGAAAACUCGAGUAAGCUUUUACAAGUCAACUACUUCAAGAAAGAGACAGAAUUCAUGAUGAUAUUACAAAAUAUUUCUUCAAGAUUAUCUCAAGUGCCAAAAGAAGCCCGUUUAUCGACUUUGCGAGCUGAGCUUUCCAUCACUAAUAGCUCGCUUUUACCAUCUCAGGUAGAUAUUCCACAAAUGCUACCAAUCAGCAGCUCACCCAAUAAAAGAUACCAUCGCAUACUUAAGUUGAACGUCAACGAGGCUUGCGUCUUGAAUUCAGCUGAGAGAGUGCCAUUCUUGCUUUUAAUUGAGUACCUCAGUGAGGACAUGGAUUUUGAUCCUUCCACGAACAAUAACCGAUCUAUUCUUGACAAAGAUGGGAAACUCAGGACUAUUCCAAAGUCAACAAUUUAUUCCAAGGCUAGCGACGAAGAGAAAAAUAAUCUAGAGGAGAACAAUAGUCAACUCAUUGACGAGACCGACCUUGGUGACAUCUCUGUCGUGGCAUUGUCAAAUGAGCAAUCGCAAUUCCUGAAUCAUUUGAGAGCUAGGAUGUCGGAACGAUUUGGCAGUGAAACCACUUCAGAUGCUCACAUCCGUGGCGUGCCUUUAGAAACAGAAUUCUUCAAUACCAAGAAUAGCGGAGACCAUAGCGAUGGAAAGUCGCAAGGUCAGGUGUCAACGAAAGAUGUAUCGUCCCAAGUUCGUAUUGCGGCAUUGAUGCUUCGUCAGUUAGAGAAAUCGGGUCAUGCGAAUCUGCCUCAACUGGGGGCUAUAAGAUCAAGAAUCAUCAAAUCAAUGAAAACCCUACAAGAUCAGUUCGAAAGCAUUGACUACCAACAAAUCAAAGAAAUCAGCGCGAAUCAUGACCCAGAUCAGGACGCCGGUGAGCGAAAGCUCGAAAAUGACUUCAAGAUCGGAGAGGAUUGGGUAACAAAGAAAGCGAGAAUAAGGAAAACAAGCCCUUAUGGACAUUUGCCCAAUUGGGAUCUUUGUUCUGUCAUUGUGAAAGACGGCGACGAUUUGCAGCAGGAAGCAUUUGCCUGUCAACUUAUUGCUGUCAUGUCCAACAUUUGGAAAACACACCAAGUCGGUGUUUGGACAAAGGCCAUGAAGAUUGUUGUGACGAGCUACAACUCUGGAUUGGUAGAGACAAUUAACAAUGCUUUAUCGGUGCAUUCUAUCAAGAAGACCAUGACGGAGCUUUCGAUAAAAAGUAACGAAAAUCCUCGCGGAACGGUCGCUUCGUUAAAAGAUUAUUUCCUCAAGGUUUAUGGCGAUGAACGCUCUUCAAAAUACAUUAGAGCACAGGAGAAUUUUGCUAGAAGUUUGGCCGCUUAUUCCAUCAUUUGCUAUCUUCUUCAGAUAAAGGAUCGUCAUAAUGGUAACAUCAUGCUUGACAAUGAAGGUCAUAUCAUCCAUAUCGAUUUUGGUUUCCUCCUCUCGAAUUCACCUGGAAGUGUGGGUUUUGAGGCUGCGCCUUUCAAACUUACCAUGGAGUAUAUCGAUGUGUUAGGCGGGGCUGAGUCACGUUACUAUAAAUUGUUCAAAGCACUUUGCAAGGAUGCUUUCCUAGCCGUAAGGAAGGAGAGUGAUCAAAUCGUGAAACUUGUGGAAAUGAUGCUGAAAGAUUCUUCACUUCCUUGUUUUAAGAAUGGACCACAGACUAGUGUUUUGUUACAGCAAAGGUUCCAACCCGACCUUAGUGACGAGGAUUGCAGAGAUUACGUUGAAAAUUAUUUAAUCGGGAGAAGCAUAGGAAGCAUGUACACAAGGCUCUACGACCAAUUUCAGUUACUCACGCAGGGAAUUUACAGUUGA